AAUUGGUUUAGCUUUUCUAUUUCUAUAUAUUGAUAAAGAUAGCUUACACUAAACGAAGCGAGUGAAUGUAUAAAGAUCUAACCAAUUUCAUCCUUUUCCUUCCGGCGACGAGAUUUCAUCGGGGAGAUAUUUUUGUGGGAUCACUGCAGAUAUUUCUAGAAUUCCUCGAAGAUUGAGCUUUAAGUUUGAGAGAAAGCUUAUACCUUGGCCCGUAAUCUGCAAAUGGGGCGCAGGAAAAAGUACAAGAUUUGUCCUAGAUUUCAAGGAUUGCACCAAGAAUUGGUGCCCUAGUUACAUCGCUUGUGACUGUAAUUUUAUUGAUUGUUAUGUAUUUAGAUGGAAGUGGGUGAAAAGGGAUAAUCUUGGGGCUAAUCUAGGGUUUGAUUUUAGUAUUUUUCUUUUUUUGGAGAAUUUGGGUGGAGGCGGAAUUAAGUUGAUAUAGCUUCUCUAUGAUAACUUGGGACAGGUUGGGAAUAUAGGCUUUAUAUGGAGUGUUUGGGGAAGAAGAGGAAGGGAGCUGAGAUCUCGGAAGGGUGCCAAAAUGAUUUCGAAGAGGAGACUCAAUUGGCAUUCCGGUGGUCACAUUUGUCGCUUGAGGAUUAUUUCAGAAGGAAAAAGAAAUGUAGGGAGGGGGUAGUCUCGAAGAUUGAUUCACGUAGGAGUGUUAUUAAUGGAGUUGUUACUGCCCCAGCGUGCGGGGCUGCAAGCUUGGAGUUACCGGGUAGGGGUCUUAAGCGGAAAAUUGGUUGUAUUGAUGCUGUGACUCGGUUAGGCAGGAAGAAGAAGAUUGCCCAGGAUUAUGAGCUGGAUAAGACAAUAGGGAAGGGGAAGUUUGGAUCGGUGGUGUUGUGUCGGAGCAAGGCGACCGGGGAGGAGUUUGCGUGCAAGACAUUGCGGAAAGGGGAGGAGGUUGUGCAUCGCGAAGUGGAGAUUAUGCAGCACCUUUCUGGGCAUCCGGGGGUUGUGACGCUGAAGGCAGUGUAUGAGGAUAGUGAGUCUUUCUAUCUUGUGAUGGAACUAUGUUCUGGAGGGCGUUUGCUCGAUGAAAUGUCUGGAGAAGGCUUGUAUUCUGAAAGAAAGGCUGCUAACGUGAUCAAGGAGUUGAUGCUGGCUAUACGGUACUGCCAUGAGAUGGGUGUGGUUCACCGGGACAUUAAGCCCGAGAAUAUUCUCCUCACAUCCUCGGGACAAAUGAAGCUUGCCGACUUUGGAUUGGCUGUGAGGAUCUUGGAUGGUCAGAGACUGUCUGGUAUUGUUGGAAGUCCUUCUUACGUUUCUCCGGAAGUUCUGACGGGUGAUUACUCCGAGAAAGUGGAUAUUUGGAGUGCCGGUGUCCUUCUUCAUGCACUUUUAGUCGGUGUUCUUCCAUUUCAAGGCGAUUCUUUGGAGACAGUGUUUGAGGCCAUUAAGAAAGAAAAACUUGAUUUCAUUGGCGGUAGUUGGGAGUCUGUUUCGAAACCUGCUCGCGAUCUGCUCUCCAGAAUGUUGACCAGAAGUACAUCAACGAGGUUUACGGCUAACGAGGUUUUAAAACAUCCAUGGAUUUCAUUCUAUACCGAACCUACACUAAAGACGUAUUCUGACAGACCAAGUAACAACAGCACGAGGCAGCUAACUUGUAUUCGAGGCAAAGAGUCGGAGAGAAAAAGGACAACAUCGUCUAACCAUCUCCAUCUCAGUGACGACUCUAGCUCAAGUUCAACGUCGGGUGAAGUAGCUGGUGGCGGUGAGAGUGAGAGUGGUGGUUUGGUUGACAUGUUAGCGGUGGCGAUUUCACAUGUCGAGAUAUCGGAGGCGAAACGUAGCAGGAUAUGCAGCCCCUCGAGGGAGAUCCAGCAGGAGUGCUCAUCUAACUUGAAGACUAGCAACCUCUGUACAGCAUUCUAAGCUCACGGUACAACCAUGCUGCUUUCACCACUCAUAUUCUAUAGUUUUUAAUGCUUUAACUUCACCUCAUAUAAAAUUGAUGUUUGCUUGAAAACGUUGUAAAUUAUAUGUGGUCUAACACAUAUAGGAGUUUGCUGAUAUAUAAAAUUGAUGUAAAUAACAGUGUUUUCUUCAAUGAUAUCUUGGUGAGGUUUUAAUA
Messenger RNA from Salvia miltiorrhiza (redroot sage), 2086 nucleotides. Its product is annotated as serine/threonine-protein kinase PEPKR2. Gene Ontology annotation, biological process: protein autophosphorylation; peptidyl-serine phosphorylation; intracellular signal transduction. Gene Ontology annotation, cellular component: cytoplasm; nucleus. The transcript is spliced from 5 exons. The record is from RefSeq and is a predicted model, not a curated record. Lineage: Eukaryota; Viridiplantae; Streptophyta; Magnoliopsida; Lamiales; Lamiaceae. The coding region runs from base 487 to 1887 and encodes 466 amino acids. Gene Ontology annotation, molecular function: calcium/calmodulin-dependent protein kinase activity; calcium-dependent protein serine/threonine kinase activity; calmodulin binding.